Penicillium expansum is the source of this 4335-nucleotide messenger RNA. RefSeq names its product ATP-binding protein. The coding region runs from base 1 to 4335 and encodes 1444 amino acids. The record is from RefSeq and is a predicted model, not a curated record. Lineage: Eukaryota; Fungi; Ascomycota; Eurotiomycetes; Eurotiales; Aspergillaceae. The transcript is spliced from 2 exons.
AUGGAGGUCGUCGGGGUCAUCGGGGCAAUCCCCAGCCUGCUUCAGAUGGUUCGGUGGCUGACUACCGCUAUUCGAGGAUUCUCAAAGAAGAAACAUGCGGCAAAGGCAGCCGCAGAGUUGAUUUUACAGCUUCGAGACAUCGAAUCGAUUCUGAAAGAUGUGCAACAUAGGUGGAAAGAGAGUCCUCUCAGUCUGUCUCAGCUCCAGGGACUUUCGCCCAUCUUUACCCAGCUGAAAACUGAGCUUUCCUCCCUCCAAGCUACCCUACAGAGUAAGACCGCGAAAGAACCCCGAGGGUUCUUUAGAAAAGCUAUGCUCUUGUCUACUGGGCUGGACAAGACACUAAAGGGGUCACUUGUUUCUCUAUCGCAGCUCAAGACAUCGCUCACGUUAAUCAUCGCUCAUCACAAUGAUAAGGUAUCCGAAGAACUGUUAGAUAUCUCCUCUGAUGAAUUACGAUUGAAGUUGCGUGCUCUUCUGCGACCAUCGGGGGAUAGUUUUAUUCCCAAGAGGCUUGAACACACUUGUGAAUGGAUUUGGUCGCAUGAUACAUUCAGCAAAUGGCUAGAUGAUCAAGCAUCAGCACCAAGGGACGAUAUGAGCCGGAUACUCUGCCUUCACGGCGUUAAAGGAUGCGGUAAAUCAGUCUUGGUGAAGUCUAUCGCCGAAGAUUUGCGUGACCGAGGCAAAAUUGCCUCACACUUCUCGUUCUGGUCAGGGAGCGAGACACAGCGGAAGUUAUUGGACUUCUUACGCACCCUCUUAUGGCAAUUAUUGAGUUGCCUCCCAGAGAGUGAAACUCGACAGCUGACAAGAUCGUUAAUCAACGAAGCCAGUAUCAAUGAAAGUAACGUCUUCAAGGCAAUUCAAGGGGUCUUGGGGCUUGUCAAGUCCGAUCUAUACUGCAUCAUUGACGGAAUUGACGAGUCGACGGACGAUUGGAAUAGUCACCGCGAUGGAUCUCUGCGGACUGUUCUCGAUAUUCUCAAAAGUCACCCGAGGCUAUACUUGCUUAUGUCUGGCCGUGAAGCCUCCAUGCGCACGCUUCUAAAGGGAUCAUCGCCUAAGUUGGAGCUAAUUGAGAAUCUCACCCGAGGUGACAUAAACAAACUCAUCGCUGCUGAGUUGGAUAGUGCACUCACAAUCCAAACACUGGAGAUAAAAGCAAUGGCGCAAAAGAGUCUUGAACAAAAGUCCCAGGUCAUGUUUCUCUGGACGACCCUUAUUUCGAAAGAACUCAGGCGGUGCUUCAGCGUGGAAGAGAUAAGGAGUACUCUCAACCAAGUCCCCCGCGACCUCGACCGCCAGUAUCAUCGUUUGCUCCUACAGCAGAUGACCAAGACAGGAGGCACCCCUACGAAGCCAUCAACUUCAAUGAAACGAGCCCGACUUCUAUUAUUCUCCAUUUUUGCUUCCCCAGAGCCGUUGACGGCCGAUGAACUAUGUUAUGCAUAUGCCGCCCAUGUGAAUCGAGGGGGGAGAAUUGAGGAUGAUUUGAUAUCAGUGGACGGCAUCAUAGAUGCCUGCGGCGAAUUUGUUCGCCUUACCGAAGGGCGAUACCAUCUCAUCCACAACUCGGUGGCGGACUUCUUUACCCGGCCGGAAAGUGAGUGGCAUGCCGAAGAUUCGGAUAUAGUCUACUUUCGAGUGGACAAUGCACAAGCUCAGCUAUCCAUGUGCUCUGCAUGUUUCAACUAUAUCGAGUUACUGGACCUGGGGUAUCCGUUAACGGAUGAUGGGGCCUUAACAUUACCAUCGAGGUAUCCUUUUUUUUCCUACGCAACAGAAUUACUCCCUUACUAUUUCUCUCGGGUCAUAGAGACUGGGCUUACUAGCUGGGCACAGUCAAAUGUGUUGCAGUUUAUGAGAACACCUCAGUUUUGUGCUUUGAUUGAGUAUCUGGUCGUCAUUUUCCAGCGCACUCCUGAGAACAAUGAAAUUGGCCACUGGACUGAACUAAUGUGUGUCGAAUUCCCAUGGGAGACACUGGGCCUAAAAGAAGUGUACGAAAAAGAACUUCAGCGUCGGAUGCAGUGCUUUGGAGCUCACGAUGGCCGCUACCAGUCAUGGCAAUCUCCAUCAAUCUUUAUGCUGAUGUCCGGUCCAAAUUGGACCGAUUCCGAAUUCCAGUCUAUCACCGACAACUCCUCUGCCUACAACGUGUUUUCUAUUACUAAAGAUUCCUUUACCAACGCUAUUUUCCACAACAGCAAGAACAUAGUCGCCAGAGAGGGAGGGGGACCAUCCCUAGCGGCCUUGCCUCAAUACAUGACCAGGACUCAUGGCAAUGCUGUCGAUACGCUGUCGAAGGGCCUCUAUGCCGCCACGAACAUUUUUCAUGGCAUCGGAAAUAUGGCUGACGUUGUAUCUCUUUCUUUAGCAUCAUUACCCGUCCCCGUGCUGCUCCUCAUGGUGAGAAAGGCAUACUACGAAGGAGAAUUUUGUUCGGCAGAGAGACUGGCAUCAAUUGCAGCCCAAAAGACUGCAAAUACAGGUAAUCAGUGGGAAUCCUUAAGCUUGGCGGAGUUGGGAGCUGCGAUGUACCAAGUCACGCCCGAAAAAGAUGAGAAAGCAAUAGAGCUACUCCGCAGAUGCAUUCAGAUCGCCCAGCGACUCCGUCCACAACCACAAAUCUACCUGAUAAACAUUUUUGCGUACACAAACCUCGUGCGCCUCUUGAUACGACAAGAGAAACACGAUGAUGCCAGGGCAAUUUUACUUGAUUUGGGGAGUCUUACGGGGAAAGACCGUGAUAAGAGUGAAAGCCGGCUGUGGGAAUUUUUCUGCAGCACUCGAGAUGGAGUCGGUUUAAGGAUGGACGCACUGACAAUGGUCGCUGAUGAAUAUUAUUCGGCGAAUAACUUGACAGAUGCAGCAAAUGUGAUGACUCAAGUCAUGGCUGUAUGGGAGAGCACGGGGUCGAAGCCGAAUAAGGCAGUCCGAUGGAGCCUCAAGACCCAGCAACACAUCCUUUUCUCUUUAAACAAGCCAAGUGAAUGCCUUAUUGUCAGCCGAAAGCUCCUAAAAUUCCUGGAGAGCUGCAGUAAAAGAAAACAUUUGGAGAAGAAUGAGAUACAUUUGCGGCGACAAACUCAACGAUAUGCCGCAGCUUCUUCUGCUGCAUUAGGCAAUAUGGGUGAAGCUAUGACAUUGUACUGUCAGUCCGCAGAUGAUGCUUGUCUCUUGGAUGUCAACAAAGAAGGCCACGCUUUCCUGUGGGAUCUCGAUGACCUAGCAAUUGACUUGGCUUUUAUCGGUGAAUACGAGCGAUCUGUGUUAGUGUGCCUGAAGUUCUUAGAGAUGCACAAAAUAUCACUUGAGGACAAAGAAAUAGCACCAAAGGGAUUCCGCAACCUCGAACCCCUAGUCAGCAAGUUGCAGCAAGUCGGAUUCGUUGGAUCUAACUACAAAGAGAUAUUGCACUGCUUUUCGCUUCUAAAGGCAUACCAAACACACGAAUAUCUAGUAGCAGAAGCAGACUGGUGGAGAGAUAUGGCUUUUUAUGUUGACGGCCAUCACGUCCCUUCAUUCCGUGGUCAAAUGGUGUUGCCCUUUCUCAAAGCCAUCGACACGAUUCUCAGUACAAACGGCGGGCUAUGGCAGGCCGUUGAAUUGUAUAGAACCCUUGCAGGGCUCUCUCUCAAGGCUGGGAGUCGUUCAGCAGCGGAGCUACUAUGGGACGAUGCUGCAGCACGGUGCUUCGCCAAUCCUAGCCACGGUUUUUACCAAGGCCUAAUUAUGUUGAGCGAUAUUGCAUUACACAACGGGAGGUUCCAUCAGCGGAAGCUUCUCAUUGCUAUGGCCUAUGCCAACUGCAUAUGUGAGUGUUGUGGCAACUCGGAUGAAGAAAUGGACUUUGCGGAUAUCUUCUUUGCGAAGGAGCAUGUUAAAGAUGCUGUACACUUGGUGAAUAUUGCCUCUGCUGAAGACGAGAUGAGACUAUUCUAUCUCGAAACAGCUUGCACGCACGUGGCGAGAGCCAUAAAGGCAAACAGGACAAUGUAUUUGCGUGAAGGUAGUGAGCGGUGGAUUCCGGACGAAGAUGAAGACGAAGAUGAAGAUGAAGAUGAAGACGAAGAUGAAAAGGAUGGAUAUGAGAUGGACGAGCGAGAGGCUAGGGAGGAACUCGCUGAUCUUGAAACGCGUCUGAGGAAUAUCGGUGGUGGCGUGAUUCUCGACAAGGCGAUUAUAGAAUCAAAAGAAAACGCUCCUGGGAAGCAUCAUCUGAGGCGUGUCAAGAGUUUUGCGGGCUUGUAUGAAGCGAAGCCGCAUAUUUGUUGGAGGAACUACAGUCGGUCACGUUCUUGGGAGCUUUUACCUGGUCUUCCAGGUUGA